Dama dama (fallow deer) is the source of this 2184-nucleotide messenger RNA. It is a transcript of the gene GALNT8, whose product is annotated as polypeptide N-acetylgalactosaminyltransferase 8. NCBI's taxonomy places the organism in Eukaryota, Metazoa, Chordata, Mammalia, Artiodactyla, Cervidae. The transcript has 12 exons. Gene Ontology annotation, cellular component: Golgi apparatus. The record is from RefSeq and is a predicted model, not a curated record. Bases 1 to 2184 code for a protein of 727 amino acids.
AUGCAGUGGGUGCAAGGUGUGGGGCAGAAGAGUUACUGGAAGCUGAAGGUGACUUGCCCAUCCUUGGGCGGCUGCCAUGACACAUUCCGCACGCCUGACGCUGCCCGGGGAGAACCAGGCAGCCCAGCGCGGCUUUCCUACUCAGAGCAUCUGGCUCAGCGGGCAGGGUAUCCUCUAUGCAGCCAGCACAGUCCGGGCUCAGCUCAUUGUGAUCCUCAGCCUGCCUGGGCAGUGACACUCCCCUCGGCCCCCGGGGAGCAGCAGAGCCAGGGACAGAAUAACAUGCUCAGGAGAAAUGUCCUCAGAGUCCUCAGCAUUGGGCUGCCGCUGGUCUUCGCUCUCAACCUCCUCCUGAUAUUUUACACCAAGAGGAUUGUACAGGAGUUGAUCCUGGGGGAUCAUCAGAAGAAGCUGCAUUUUGCUCCGUCUGAACAGAAUGGGACAGUGAUGGACAGACUCUCUCGACUGGAGGCGGAUUUGCUGCAUCUGAAACAAACUAUGAAGCUGGCUACGAAACAAUCAGAAGAUGGGGUUGGCAGGCUGGCAAUGGUGAAAGAUGAAAAGCAUCCUUUUCCAGAUACAGCUCAUGCCAAGGAGGGUGGCUUCUUCAAGGAAAAUCCCCACAAGGUUCUCUUCCCAGACUCAGAACUUUUCAGGAAGUGGGGUAGGGACCUUUCUGAGGCUCAGCAGAAAGAGGCUGAGGACCUCUUCCAGAAAUUUGGCUAUAACGUGUACCUCAGUGACCGGUUGCCCCUGGAUCGUACCCUCCCAGACACUCGAGAUUCCAGGUGUCAUUGGAAGCAGUAUCCUUCACAGCUCCCAUCUCUCAGCGUCAUCCUCAUAUUCAUGGAUGAAGCUCUGUCUGUCAUCCAGCGAGCCAUCACCAGCAUCAUCCAGCGGACCCCCCCUCAAUUGUUGAAAGAGAUCAUCUUAGUGGAUGAUUUUAGCUCAUAUGGAGAAUUAAAGGCAGACUUGGAUGAGAAGAUUAAGCUUUACAACCAGAAGUCUCCAGGACUCCUGAAGAUAACACGGCAUACCGAGAGAAGAGGUCUGGCUGCAGCUCGCAACACCGGCAGGGAGGUGGCCACGGCCGAUGUGGUUGCCAUCUUGGAUGCUCACAUUGAAGUGAAUGUUGGGUGGGCAGAGCCUAUCUUGGCUCGGAUUCAGGAAGACCGCACUGUGAUCGUGUCUCCCGUGUUUGACAACAUUCUUUUUGACACCUUUGAACUGAUUCGGUAUGCACUGGCGGUUGACGGGUUUGAUUGGGAACUCUGGUGCCGCUAUGAUGCACUGCCGAAAGCCUGGGUUGAUCUCCGUGAUGUCACUGCUCCUGUGAGAAGUCCUUCCAUCAUGGGCAUCCUGGCUGCCAAUAGGCUCUUCUUGGAAGAAAUUGGCUCUCUGGAUGGUGGGAUGCUGACCUAUGGAGGAGAGAAUGUGGAACUUAGCCUGAGGGUGUGGCAAUGUGGAGGUAGCAUUGAGGUCUUGCCCUGCUCCCGAGUUGCCCACCUGGAGAGACACCACAAGCCCUACUCCUUAGAUCUGAGAAUUCCUUUGAAGCGGAAUGCCCUGAGAGUGGCUGAAAUCUGGAUGGACGAGUACAAAGACAUGGUCUACAUGGCCUGGAACAUACCUCUGCAGAACUCUGGAAUCGAUUUUGGAGACAUUUCUUCCAGAAUGGCACUCCGGAAGAAACUGAAAUGCAAAACUUUCGACUGGUAUCUGAAAAAUGUUUAUCCUCUUCUGAAACCAGUCCGCAGCGUUGUGGCCUAUGGAAGAAUGAAAAACACGUUGGAUGAACGCGUCUGCCUGGACCAGGGAGCUGUUCCAGGCAACACUCCCAUCAUGCAUCACUGCCAUCAAUACAGUUCCCAGAACGUCUACUAUCACCUAACUGGGGAACUCUAUGUGGGACCACUGAUUGCACAGAGAGACGCUGAUGAUCGCUGCCUGAGAGACCCCGGCAAAGGGGAGAAGCCCACUCUAGAGCCAUGUUCCAAGGCGGUCAAAGAUAGACUGAACAUACACUGGGAUUUUAAACCGGGCAGAGCCGUUAUCAACAGAGCCACCAAACGAUGUCUGGAGAUGCAGAAGAACGUUUGGGGUGGCUACACGCUUGUUCUCCAGGCCUGCACCGCGCAAGUGUGGACAAUCCAGUACACUGUCCGAAACUGGGGGUCAGACUAA